GUGCGUGCGCUGGAAUAACUAAACUGAAGAAAAAAAUGUUAGAAAUUUUUAUUUUUUGCUUCCUCAGGAGGAAGCUUUGUUUUUCUUUUUCAUUAAAUUUGACAAUAAAUUUAAUUGAUGAAUCAAUUUAAACAUGAGAAUUUAAAUAUUGUAAAUUUUAAUGAAGCAUUUUAUCCAAUUUUCGAAAAUUAUUGUUUCACAGUUAGUAAAAUUAUUGUUUUAUUAUAAACAUUUUACAAUACAAAUCAUUAUAGUUUAUAAUUACCUUAUAUUUAUAAUUACAAUUUAUUAUAAAUUAUUUACAUUUUAUGUUUAUAAAAUUAUUUAUAUUUUCCAAUGUAAUUUUUUUGAUUGCUUUCUUCAUAUUAUUCUUUCUGUAUAAGCACCUUCAGUGGAUUAAUUGAAUAUAUUUAUGUAUGUGAGUGUAUUGUGUCUGCGCGCGUGAAUAUAAAUGUAUAUGUAAUUGCAAAGCGAAGGAUAUCGCCUGUCUUUAACAUAUUAAUCAUAUAUUUUAUAUAGUAUCAAUCAAUAUUUAAAUUAUUUGUAUGUUGUCUUUUUACUACAUUGCAUACUAUGCAGCAUUAUGCUGUUAAAAGUAUCAAAAAUGGUUUACGCAAAAAUGAUCUAGACAAAAGUUUCAAAUCAAAGUGGGUACUUAAUUUCACAGCCUAAUUAAUAUCAUUAGUCGAACAGUUAAUUAAGGAGCAUAAUACUGCGAUUAUAAGGAUGCUCUGGUAGGUGAUCAGUCUACGGAACAGCGAUUCUCUGUAAUGCACGAUGGUUUGUAUAUUAAGUAUUCUUAAAAGGAAUAGCGCUUGUAUUAUAUUUGCAAAGUGAUUCGUAUGCAGGAUUCUUGUAGCAGUAACUGCAGCAAUAUUUGCAUCAUACGCUCGUAUAAAAAAUAAUAUCCGAUUAUAUUUUACUGUAAUUUAAUUUUAAUAACUCCAUAAUAUGUCAGAAAAAUUUAUUGUAAAAUUUGGAAGGUCAAUAAUUAUCCCCACACACUUUUCUAAAAAUAAUGUAAGUCUUUUAAAACUCAUUGAAUAUGUUUCAUAGAGUAAUUCUUCGAUUAUCUAUUUUUAGAAAAGUGCACACAUUUGUGGGAGGGCACAAUUUAAAACAAUUAAGAUAUUUUAGCCUAUUAACCUUAUGAACUUUCAUGGAUUACUUCUUUUAUUUUUUGUUCAAUUUUGCCGCUCAAUGAUUCCGUGACUUAUAAUGGAAUCAUUGAACGAUAAUGAUUCUACUAUUGCGUUGCUCCAUUAGCUCAAUUUAGCUUUAGCUGCAAUCUACAGUUCUUAAAUAAAUUUCAAUGAGUGCAUUUCCUUAUCUUUCAAUAGAAUACAUUCGUUUGAAAAACUUUAGCACAAACAAAAUUACAUUCUUCACGCGUAAUAUUUAAAGAGAUUGCAAUCUACUGUGCAGAUUUACAGAUAGAUGCAAUGCGAUUGCAGGAACAUAGAGAGAUCAUAUGCUCCAAUUACCGUGAUGACUUUAUGCAUUCAACGUAGAUACAACGCAACGAGCUCUAACCGCGAACUAUAAUUGGCAUACAUUAAAAAGAAAUUAACUCACUUAUUAUAAAAAAUUGUAGAUAUUAUAUUCUUGAAAAUGUAAUAUAUGUAUGUAUGUAGGUGUGCAUGUGUAUGCAGGAAUGUUAUCUGUAAUAUUGAAUAGUGGCCAAACACGAUAUUAUAUGUUCUGUUGUAUUAUAUAUUUCUAAGAGCGGAAUAUAUUUUUAAGGGGGCGGGUGCAGAACGGUAAUAGCAAAGUUAUCUUAUCUUCAUGUUUCUUUUUCUCAGCACAGCAUUACAUUAACAGAAUAAUUUUCUGAAUAAUUAUGGUUUUUACUUUCUUUCUCUUUUAUUUUAUAUUUUGAUCAAUGGUUUUAGGGAAUAGACUCUCUUUGCGUUUUAAUCAUAAGUUAAAUAAACGCAAUUUUUUGAGGACUAAAUCUUACGAUCAAAUCACAAUUUACUUAUUUCUGAACAAAUUACAAACUGAUAAUAAUUGGAUUGAUAGUUUUCAAGAAAAAGAUACACAAAAAAGAUUGCAAAAACAUGAUUUCACAACAAAGCAUUUUAAAGGUUUUAAUACCAUUCUUUAGAAACUUAAAUAUGUCUAAAAAAUUUUGAUACUUUUGUCUUCAGAUGCACCUGCCUUUUUAAACGUGUAUUCUUAUUCACGUAUAAUUUAUGCGCAUGUUAUUUAAUGUAAAAAACUGAACUCUAUACAUUAUAUUUAUCCGAUUGUAUUCUCAUUGUUAAAAUGUAUUCAUCAUGUAAUUCGCAAAUUUAUAAACGGGUUUUACCAAAAAAUCAAAGUCAAUUCUUCUCUCUGCAAAUCUUGUAUAGUAAACGAAAAUAUUUCUCUCCGCAUUUAAUUACGAGAGAAAUCUAUAUUAAAUAUUAAACCGAUUUGAAGAUGCACCAUUUCCGAGGUCUUUGUACAAAAAUACGGAUAUGCGUGGUCGCGGAUCUAUGGCGAGAGAGGAAGGGAGCUUAUAUAUAAAGCAACUCUUCCUUCUAGGAGGAAGCGCAAUGCUCCGGAAACCAAUGUCACGCGAGGACGUUGCAGCAUCUAGUCUUCUUCGAGUUUCUUGCUUGAGUCCUUAGCUCCUAUUUAUCCGCCAUAAGCGCAAUCUCCUAUAAAUCCCGCUAAAUCGAGAAACUUACAGUGAAAUUAUUUCCACAUAUAAUAUUUUAAAAUGAGCGACGACGACGUGGCUGCAUUGGUGAUCGACAAUGGCUCGGGAAUGUGCAAGGCCGGAUUCGCCGGGGACGAUGCUCCUCGAGCCGUAUUCCCUUCCAUCGUUGGGAGACCCCGAUAUCAGGGAAUUAUGGUGGGCAUGGGACAAAAGGACAGUUAUGUGGGCGACGAAGCGCAGAGCAAACGGGGCGUCCUCACCGUCAAGUACCCGAUAGAGCACGGUAUCGUCACUAAUUGGGAUGACAUGGAGAAGAUCUGGCAUCACACGUUCUACAACGAGUUGAGAGUCGCACCGGAGGAACAUCCUGUCCUGUUGACGGAAGCGCCUCUAAACCCGAAGGCGAAUCGUGAAAAAAUGACACAGAUCAUGUUCGAGACCUUCAACACUCCGGCCAUGUACGUUGCCAUCCAGGCCGUUCUGUCACUGUAUGCAUCAGGACGCACAACCGGUAUCGUGCUCGACAGCGGUGACGGGGUGUCUCACACGGUACCGAUUUACGAAGGAUAUGCCUUACCGCAUGCGAUUCUGCGCUUAGAUCUGGCCGGUCGCGAUCUCACAGAUUACUUGAUGAAAAUUCUGACCGAGAGGGGCUAUACUUUUACGACCACUGCUGAGCGCGAGAUCGUGCGCGAUAUCAAGGAGAAGCUGUGCUAUGUGGCUUUAGAUUUCCAGCACGAAAUGGCAAUGGCAGCUGCAUCAACUGCGUUAGAAAAGAGCUAUGAAUUGCCGGACGGCCAGGUCAUCACGAUCGGCAACGAGCGCUUCCGCUGCCCGGAAGCGAUGUUCCAGCCGAGUUUCUUGGGCAUGGAGUCCUGCGGCAUACACGAGACAACGUACAAUUCGAUCAUGAAGUGUGACGUCGACAUUCGUAAGGAUCUGUACGCCAAUUCGGUGCUCUCGGGCGGCACCACCAUGUAUCCAGGUAUCGCCGAUCGAAUGCAGAAGGAGAUAACGACACUCGCACCGCCUACCAUGAAGAUCAAAGUGAUCGCGCCGCCCGAGAGAAAGUACUCGGUCUGGAUCGGCGGCUCGAUUCUCGCCAGUCUCAGCACGUUCCAGCAAAUGUGGAUCUCCAGGCAGGAAUACGACGAGUUAGGACCGUUCAUCGUGCAUAGAAAGUGUUUCUAAGGAUCUUGCCGAUUUGCAUUGCCAUCUCACUCUCUAACACUUCUCGACGGUAUUAAUCCCUAAUGGACCAUAUAUAAGGUACUUGUCAGAGAGAGAGAAAGUCAAUUUUUAUAUCUCUUGAGUAGUAAUUUAUUACAUUUCCUGAGUAUAGUGACUUCUUUUACAUACUUUCCAGAAACAGCAUCGCGCGCGUUUCUUGAAAAAUAAUUUUUUCGCCGAGAGACAUAAAUUCUUAUCCACCUGAUAACAAAUGAUUUCUUAUUCUUGA
Molecule: messenger RNA, 4106 nt
Organism: Cataglyphis hispanica
Lineage: Eukaryota; Metazoa; Arthropoda; Insecta; Hymenoptera; Formicidae
Product: actin, clone 403-like
Exons: 4
Coding region: 2708-3838 (376 amino acids)
Biological process (GO): mitotic cytokinesis
Source: RefSeq, a predicted model, not a curated record